CGAAGAACGGUUCUAACAUGCCCUAGGGGCACCACAGUAGUAGAUCGCAGCCAGUACGCGGCUUAUAAUCUCCGUUUCCAACCACUGCCAAUGAAAAAUUCAUACACCGUGGCUAAACCGAGUUAUUUCGUAAUGAUAAUAAUUUUGCCUUCUUCGCUGUUUGCUUGUCAUGUACAGAAACACAAGGAAUAGUCCAAAUAAGCCUACAUCCGCAUUCCACAUGGGGACUCCAGUAUCGCCCCUAUCACUCUGCAUGCAAUGGCCCAGUUUUCGCCGGACAGCUGGACGCCAGCGGUCAAUGUCUUGACCUGGUUUCUACUAGUGACGGCAACUUUGAGCGUAAUCACUCGACUGGGGACCAAAUACUGGAUCUUUCGCAAGUUCACUGAAGAUGAUUACUUCAGUAUCGCUUCAUUGGUACUCUGCGCUGCGCAAUCCAUCGCCGUGUCGAUGGCGACUGCCAACGGGUAUGGGGAGCAUUAUGAGAGUUUGAGUAGUUCUAGCAUUGAAGCAAUGAUGAAGUCGCAAUACUCAGCAAAUAUCCUCUUCAUCCUCAGCAUGUGUUUCUCUAAACUCGCUCUGAUCAGCUUUAUCGAUAACUUGACGCCUGCUUCUACAGACCACCGCAUCGCGGUUGGCCUGAAAAUGUCUACUCUUGUAUGGGGGGUGAUUGGCCUCAUAACCUCAGCUUUCCAAUGCAAACCACCUCGAACUUGGGAUUAUCUGCAUGGGAAAUGCUUUAACAUUAAUGUCUGGUGGAAUUAUCUUGGCAGCACGAAUAUCUUGUCAGAAUGUGGUAUGAUGAUACAGGCAAUGCUAGUGAUUGUACGCAUUCAGACGCAUCUUAAGAAAAAGGCCGUCUUGGCCGGAGUGUUCAUGCUUCGGGUCGCAGUCAUGAUUAUGAUUAUCUGUCAGCUGGUCUAUGCUAGUAAAACCGUCGAUUCGCGCGACCCAUCCCAUGAGACUUGGCCCGUGGCGAUAUCCACGCAGCUAGUUCAGUCUUUAAGCAUUGUCACGGCCUGCUCGCCCCAAUUCAAACCAUUUCUCGACAGUCUGCGCUCAACGGGGAUGCGCCUUGGUGGACUGACAAGUUACGGUCACUCGCAAAAGGGAUACGGCUCAUACUCUGCUUCACGUCGACGAGGCACGGUUCGCAGCGAUGUGCAUGAGCUUGUCCCCCUACCGAUACAGGACACCCACCAGGCUACUAUAACUAGCUCGACGCCAUCGCUGGGCUGGGAUGGAGAAAGUCAGUCGAGCCAGACGCACAUAAUCCGAGAGACUAGGACUUGGACUGUGACCGAAGUACGGCGUAGUUUCGCCGAGAAUGCCAAGUGAUGCGGUCGCAUUUUAGUUUUCUUUUAAUGUCACGGUAAAUAUUGGAUGACAUGAAUACUACUCCGGAGUAUAUUAAAUGUCUUUCCACUCCAUACACUAUUUCUCUUUGUGGACGUGGGUUUUGCCCAAUGGCAGGAGUCGUAGGAUACAAGAUCCAGGGUCAGUCCCACAAGGUUUUCCACUUAUAUUGGGAUACAUACUAAUUCCACCGAUGGGAGCCGGGCGGGAGUCCUUGGCAUUCUCGAAUCUAGCUCAACAAACUAAAUAUCUUAGGGGCGUGUUCAGGAUUUUAGCGGUACAACGGGACGUGCUGUUUGGGUUGAUCGCGAAUUGUUCGUUGUGGGGCGGCAGGGGUACAACCGCGAGUGAUAUACAGCCUCAUGUGACAGAGCAUCAGUUUAGUCCUAUUAGAUAUUAGUACGUGUUCAACACAGACCUGAGUCCGUCUGAGGUAGUGUUCGGGGAGGCCAACCCUCCGCGGAUGCUACGAUGCAGAGACAUCGCCAGACGUCUU
Molecule: messenger RNA, 1852 nt
Organism: Aspergillus pseudonomiae
Lineage: Eukaryota; Fungi; Ascomycota; Eurotiomycetes; Eurotiales; Aspergillaceae
Exons: 5
Coding region: 259-1338 (359 amino acids)
Source: RefSeq, a predicted model, not a curated record